This is a messenger RNA of Corticium candelabrum, 445 nucleotides long. RefSeq names its product glutathione S-transferase omega-1-like. Gene Ontology annotation, molecular function: glutathione dehydrogenase (ascorbate) activity; glutathione transferase activity. Gene Ontology annotation, cellular component: cytoplasm. The coding region runs from base 25 to 444 and encodes 139 amino acids. Gene Ontology annotation, biological process: glutathione metabolic process. The transcript is spliced from 2 exons. NCBI's taxonomy places the organism in Eukaryota, Metazoa, Porifera, Homoscleromorpha, Homosclerophorida, Plakinidae. The record is from RefSeq and is a predicted model, not a curated record.
GCAAGAGCAGAAGUUCGUAUACUGAUGGCAAGAUAUACAAACAAGGUCAUGCCUUCAGUGUAUUCAGCCCUGAAAGAUCAAAACAACGAGUGCAUCCCUGAUCUUCUCAACGCUCACGAGAAACACGUUGAGGCACCACUUAAACAACUCAACAGUCCAUUCUUCGGAGGUCAAUCCCUCAAUGCAAUGGACAUCCACAUAUGGCCGUUUCUUGAAGUGAUGGAUGCCAAGGCAUCAGUCGGUGAUAUCACCAUACCUGCCACUCGAUUUCCAACAAUGAUUUCCUACAUCGAGCGCAUGAAGGAGGUACCAGCUGUGAAAGAGGUGAUGCACACGUUGGACGAUUUUAAAGGAUUCUGGGAAACGUGGAAAACUCCCGGACCACCAGACUACAACUACCACUCCAAGUACCCGUUCUAUACAGCGGAUGAGGAGAUACUCUAGA